CUCUCCCCGACGAAUGCUAUAGGCCUUCUAGCAUACCGAAGCGCCGUAACCCUCGAACCGCAGCGUAGACGUACCAAAAACGGGGCGGCUGGCAACUUUUUUGUUUGAAUUACAUUUCUUGACCGCCAGGAACGCCAACAAGGAGCUAUCCGGACCCUGAAUCCUCCCUCCCACCACGACCACCGCACCCGCUGCCGUCACCGCCGCUACCGAACACACCGUCGUCCUCAACCCUCUCGAGCGGUCUCCCCGACACUUCCACCACCACCCCACACAAACCCAACAUGGCACACAUUUACGAUGUUGGCACCAGGGCCUGGCAGCCAGACACCGCCGAGGGCUGGGUGGCCUCCGAAGUCGUGGACAAGCAAGUGCAGGGUGAUAAGGUCAAGCUGAUAUUCAAGCUUGACAAUGGCGAGAGCAAAACCUUUGAGACGACCCUCGCAGCCAUUCAAGAUGGCAAUGACCCCAACCUCCCACCUCUUAUGAAUCCCGCGAUGCUCGAAGCUAGCGAUGACCUUACGAAUCUGUCACAUUUGAACGAGCCGGCUGUGCUCCAAGCGAUCAAGUUACGUUAUUUGCAGAAGGAAAUUUACACAUAUUCUGGUAUCGUCCUCAUUGCGACGAACCCUUUCGCUAGGGUUGAUUCCCUCUACGUACCAGGCAUGGUACAGGUUUAUGCUGGAAAACAACGAUCCUAUGGUGCACCGCAUUUGUUCGCCAUCGCCGAAGAGGCCUUUGCAGACAUGUUGCGUGACCAGAAGAACCAGACCAUUGUCGUCUCUGGAGAAUCCGGAGCUGGCAAGACGGUCAGUGCCAAAUACAUCAUGCGGUACUUCGCAACACGAGAGUCUCCAGACAACCCCGGAAAGCGAAGAGGCAAAGCCGAUGCCAUGAGCGAGACGGAAGAGCAGAUUCUGGCUACCAAUCCCAUCAUGGAAGCCUUCGGUAACGCAAAGACGACGCGAAACGACAACUCUUCUCGAUUCGGAAAAUACAUUGAGAUUCUGUUCAACAAGCAGACCGACAUCAUUGGUGCGAAGAUCAGGACAUAUCUGCUUGAGCGAUCGAGGUUGGUGUUCCAGCCGCUGAAGGAGAGGAAUUACCACAUCUUCUACCAGCUCUGCGCUGGUGCGACCGAUGCGGAGAGGGAAGAGCUGGGACUGAAGUCUGUCGAGGAGUUCACCUACCUCAACCAAGGCAGCGCACCCGUCAUUGACGGUGUAGAUGACAAAGCAGAAUUUGAUGCUACGCGAAACUCUUUGACCACAAUUGGAGUAUCUACAGAUACACAAUCGGAGAUGUUCCGACUGUUGGCGGCGCUUAUCCACCUCGGAGACGUCAAAAUCACCGCUACACGGACUGACUCCAGCCUCGCCCCCGACGAGCCAGCAUUGGUGAAGGCUUGCAACCUCCUCGGCAUCAACGCAUCCAACUUCGCCAAAUGGACGGUGAAGAAACAGCUCAUCACCAGAGGAGAGAAGAUUGUGUCCAAUUUGACUCAGCAGCAAGCUACCGUCGUCAAGGACUCCGUCGCUAAAUUCAUCUACUCAAGCAUGUUCGACUGGCUUGUGGACCGUAUCAACGAGAGUCUCGCCACAGAGCAAGUUAUUGCAUCCGCCCACUCCUUCAUCGGUGUGCUCGAUAUUUACGGUUUCGAGCAUUUUGCGAAGAACUCCUUCGAACAGUUCUGUAUCAACUACGCCAACGAGAAGCUGCAGCAAGAGUUCAACCAGCACGUCUUCAAGCUCGAACAGGAGGAGUACCUCCGAGAACAGAUCGACUGGACGUUCAUCGACUUUGCGGAUAACCAGCCUUGUAUCGACCUCAUCGAAGGCAAGCUUGGUGUGCUUUCCCUGCUCGACGAAGAAUCGCGUUUGCCUAUGGGUUCCGACGAGCAAUUCGUGACCAAGCUGCACCACAAUUUCGCUGGAGACAAGCAGAAGUUCUACAAGAAGCCUCGAUUCGGAAAGUCUGCCUUCACCGUCUGCCAUUAUGCUGUGGACGUCACUUAUGAGUCUGAUGGAUUCAUCGAGAAGAAUCGGGAUACCGUGCCCGAUGAGCAUAUGGAGGUUCUCAAGGCUUCGUCGAACAAGUUCCUGAGCGAGGUUCUACACGUUGCAUCUCAAAUCAGAGAUAAGGAGACCGCUGCUACUACCUCUGCUAAGCCUGGAGCCGCCGUGUCCGCAGGCCGAAGAAUCGCAGUCAACAGGAAACCCACGCUAGGAGGCAUUUUCAAGUCCUCGCUCAUCGAACUCAUGGGCACUAUCAAUUCGACCGAUGUCCAUUACAUCCGAUGCAUCAAGCCUAACGAGGCUAAAGAGGCCUGGAAGUUCGAAGGCCCUAUGGUUCUCAGCCAGCUCCGAGCUUGCGGUGUCCUCGAAACCGUCCGCAUUAGUUGCGCGGGUUAUCCUACGAGGUGGACUUAUGAGGAAUUCGCCCUCCGUUACUACAUGUUGGUCCCAUCCAACUCUUGGACCCCCGAGAUCCGCAACAUGGCUACUGCCAUCUUGAAGAAGGCCUUGGGCGAAGGCAAGAACGAUGGCAGCGAUAAAUACCAGAUGGGUCUGACUAAGAUCUUUUUCCGUGCUGGCAUGUUGGCGUUCCUUGAGAAUCUGCGCACUGCUCGACUCAACGAAGCCGCCAUUAUGAUCCAGAAGAACCUCCGAUGCAAAUACUACAGGCGUGUCUACCUCGAAACCCGCGACUCCAUCAUGCAACUCCAGGCUUUGGCAAGAGGAUACCUCACCAGAGAACGCGCAGAGGAGGCCAGGCAGAUCAAGGCCGCAACGACCAUUCAGCGAUGCUGGCGCGGAUCCAAGGACAGGAAGCGCUUCCUCAUGGUCCGAAACUCCGUCAUCAAGUUCCAAGCGGCCGCAAAGGGUUUCCUCCUCCGCAAGAACAUUCUCGACACUCAACUUGGAAACGCCGCCAGGAUUAUCCAACGCAACUGGCGAUCACAGAGGUCGCUCAGGACUUGGAGGCAGUACAGGAAGAAGAUUGUCCUCAUCCAGAGCCUGUGGAGAGGAAAGGUGGCCCGUCGCGCAUACAAGGGUCUCCGCGCCGAGGCUCGCGAUCUCAAGAAUAUCUCUUACAAGCUGGAGAACAAGGUCGUCGAGCUCACUCAGACUCUGGGUACGAUGAAGGCACAGAACAAGGCCCUCCAGUCUCAAGUCGAGAACUACGAAGGUCAGAUCAAGUCCUACAAGGAGCGCUCUCGUGCCCUCGAGAACCGCCAGAAGGAGCUCCAGGCCGAGGCCAACCAGGCCGGUAUCACCGCUGCCAGGUUGAGCGCCAUGGAAGCCGAGUUCAAGAAGCUCCAGACCAACCACGACGAGAGCACCGCCAAGAUGCGUCAUCUCCAGGAGGAGGAGAAGCAACUUCGUGCAUCGCUCAAGAAGACAACCGACGACCUCGAUUCUGCCAAGAGGAGGAGCAACGUCACCGAGACGGAGAAGCUUUCGCUUCGACAACAGCUUGCCGACUUGCAAGAUCAGGUAGAGAUGAUGAAGCGCUCUGGUCCCAUCACUGGCGGCGAGAUGGCCAACGGUCACGCUCCUUUCUCCCAAGCGACCAGCCUCAUCAACCUUGUCUCAAACAAGAAGCCAAAGAGGCGCAGUGCUGGACCCGAUACCCGCGAUCUGGACCGUUUCAGCCAAACAUACAGCCCCAGGCCCGUUUCCAUGGCUGUUGGUGCUCACCGUCCAAACCUUUCUGGUUCGACCUUCAACCCCAACUUGGACAAUGUCGAGCUUGAGUUGGAGAACAUCCUUGCUGAUGAGGAUCUGUUGAACGACGAAGUCACUCUUGGUCUCAUCAAGAACCUCAAGAUUCCUUCGCCAGUGACCACCCCACCACCUACCGACAAGGAGGUCCUCUUCCCGGCCUACCUCAUCAACUUGGUCACCUCAGAGAUGUGGAAUAACGGAUUCGUCAAAGAGUCCGAGCGAUUCCUCGCCAAUGUUAUGCAGUCCAUUCAGCAAGAGGUCAUGCAGCACGACGGAGACGAAGCAAUCAACCCUGGAGCAUUCUGGUUGUCCAAUGUCCACGAGAUGCUCUCCUUCGUUUUCCUUGCUGAAGAUUGGUACGAGCAACAAAAGACAGAUAACUACGAGUAUGACCGACUUUUGGAGAUCGUCAAGCAUGAUUUGGAGAGUCUUGAGUUCAACAUCUACCACACUUGGAUGAAGGUUCUCAAGAAGAAGCUGCAUAAGAUGAUCGUCCCAGCUAUCAUUGAGUCGCAGUCUCUUCCUGGAUUUGUCACCAACGAGAGCAACCGUUUCCUCGGCAAGCUUCUCCAGAGCAACAACGCACCCGCAUUCAGCAUGGACAACCUUCUUAGCUUGCUCAACAACGUUUACAAGGCUAUGAAGGCUUACUACCUCGAAGACUCCAUCAUCACCCAGACCGUCACGGAGUUGCUCCGACUUGUCGGCGUUACUGCAUUCAACGACCUGUUGAUGAGGAGGAAUUUCCUCUCCUGGAAGCGUGGUCUCCAGAUCAACUACAACAUCACCCGUAUUGAGGAAUGGUGCAAGUCACAUGACAUGCCCGAGGGCACUCUGCAGCUUGAGCACUUGAUGCAGGCUACCAAGCUGCUCCAGCUCAAGAAGGCCACCCUCAACGACAUCGAGAUCAUCCAGGAUAUCUGCUGGAUGUUGUCGCCAAACCAGAUCCAGAAGUUGCUCAACCAGUACCUCGUUGCCGAUUACGAGCAGCCUAUUAACGGCGAGAUCAUGAAGGCCGUUGCUUCGAGGGUCACCGAGAAGAGCGAUGUCUUGCUCUUGACGGCCGUGGAUAUGGAGGAUUCGGGACCAUACGAGAUCGCUGAGCCUAGAGUCAUUACGGCUCUCGAGACAUAUACUCCAUCUUGGCUCCAAACGCCACGAUUGAAGAGACUUGCGGAAAUUGUGAGCCAGCAGGCCAUUGCUCAACAAGAGAAGGUUGAAUACGAUGAGCCUAACGGUGCCGAGAAUGGUGUCAACGGGCAUACGCUAGCGUUGCUCGAAGAGGAGGCUUCUGCAUAGAGCCUGUACGAAUUUUAACGUCAG
Messenger RNA from Aaosphaeria arxii CBS 175.79, 5051 nucleotides. RefSeq names its product myosin-2. Gene Ontology annotation, cellular component: cytoplasm; vesicle; myosin complex. Bases 285 to 5027 code for a protein of 1580 amino acids. Gene Ontology annotation, biological process: vesicle transport along actin filament; actin filament organization. NCBI's taxonomy places the organism in Eukaryota, Fungi, Ascomycota, Dothideomycetes, Pleosporales. The transcript is spliced from 5 exons. The record is from RefSeq and is a predicted model, not a curated record. Gene Ontology annotation, molecular function: ATP binding; microfilament motor activity; actin filament binding.